CAACAUCAGUGAUCACUGGCUAGUUGUCGCCGGUUACCUCGAAGGGAGCGCAUUCCCGGAGCUGUACAGCGGACCCGUGUUACAAGAUCGGAUUUUUGCCCCGCAUUCCCUUUAGUUUUACCCCAAGUCCCCGUGUGGAUUAAAAAAACCCAUUUGUUUCGCUUAGGUAGCUAGGUUAACAACGACAACGUGAGAAAGUAACGUGAUGGCCGACAUUGACAAGCUCAACAUAGACAGUAUCAUUCAGCGGCUUCUGGAAGUGCGGGGUUCCAAGCCAGGUAAGAAUGUGCAGCUGCAGGAGAAUGAGAUCCGUGGCCUGUGCCUGAAGUCUCGCGAGAUCUUCCUCAGUCAGCCCAUCCUGCUGGAGCUGGAGGCUCCCCUCAAGAUCUGCGGAGACAUUCACGGCCAGUACUACGACCUGCUGCGGCUCUUUGAGUACGGCGGCUACCCGCCCGAGAGCAACUACCUGUUCCUGGGGGACUACGUGGACCGAGGCAAGCAGUCGCUGGAGACCAUCUGCUUGCUGCUGGCCUACAAGAUCAAGUACCCCGAGAACUUCUUCCUGCUCAGGGGCAACCACGAGUGUGCCUCCAUCAACCGCAUCUACGGCUUCUACGAUGAGUGCAAAAGGCGCUACAACAUCAAACUCUGGAAGACCUUCACCGACUGUUUCAACUGUCUCCCCAUCGCUGCCAUCGUAGACGAGAAGAUCUUCUGCUGUCACGGAGGUCUGUCCCCCGACCUGCAGUCCAUGGAGCAGAUCCGGCGCAUCAUGCGGCCCACAGACGUGCCGGACCAGGGCCUGCUGUGUGACCUGCUGUGGUCGGACCCCGACAAGGACGUGCUGGGCUGGGGGGAGAACGACCGUGGAGUCUCCUUCACCUUCGGGGCUGAGGUGGUGGCCAAGUUCCUACACAAGCACGACCUGGACCUCAUCUGCCGAGCGCACCAGGUGGUUGAAGACGGCUAUGAGUUCUUUGCCAAGAGGCAGCUGGUGACGCUCUUCUCAGCGCCCAACUACUGUGGAGAGUUCGACAACGCCGGAGCCAUGAUGAGUGUGGACGAGACGCUCAUGUGCUCCUUCCAGAUCUUGAAGCCAGCAGAGAAGAAGAAGCCCAACUCCAGCCGGCCCGUCACCCCGCCCCGGAACAUGGUGACCAAGCAGGCCAAGAAAUGAGGAGGUGGGGGGUGUCCCGCACCUCACACCUCCCCUCCCCUCCCCAACCCCAGCCCCACACCCCCUGCGGGCGUCAGGGAUCCCGGCCUACCCCAAACCUCACAGAGAGCCUUGAUCUCGCCCCUCCAUGGGACUCAAGAUACAGUAAGACAACCAAUGAGAGUCAAGGGAGAAACCCCUUUUUUGGGCUCCCAUUGGUUGUGGUUUUGGAUCCUGAGUGUCAUAGAGGGGUGUGAUGUCGGCUUUGUUAUUGGCCAUGCUGGACUACUACUACUUCUCAUGUGGUCUUCAUCUUGUCUUUGCUCGGAGCUCCAUCACCACCACCACCACCCCUCCUCUCUACCUUAUGCCCUCUCCUCUCUUUAGUGGUCGCUUGAACUCACUCGAACUGUCGACUGCCUUUUUAAUUAAUUCUUUUCCCUUGAUGAUUUUUUAUGUUUUUUUGUUUUUGUUUGUUCCGUCCUCCCCUUUUUAAUUUUUUUUUGUUUUGUUGCUGCGACCCUCAAAAAAAAAGACCACACAGCUCCAUGAAUGAGGAUUGGUUUCGGAGAGAUGGAGAGGGGUUUGGGAUGUGAAAUGGAUGGGAGGGGGUUUCAAGGGGUUGGGUGCGCACAUUGUAUAGUUCCCUCUGUUAUUCUGUGUUUGUUUUGUUUUUAAAUGUUAUUUCAUUUGCUUUUUUUGGAAAUAAUCUUCAGAGACAAUUUAAAUCGCUUUUUCUAACCUUGAAAUACUUCAGGAUAAAGCAUUUCAGUCUCCAACACCAUUUCACACACAAAAACACACACAAAAACACACACGCACACACUGGCACGCUUGCUAGCAGCAGGAUGGCAGGCCUCAUUGCUUUGAAGUGCUCUCUGCUCGGUGGCUGGGAAGAAGACCGCACUCCACCCACACAGGACUAUUGCACACUCCUGAGAGCCUGCCAGACGCACAGAUGGGCACGGAAAGAAAAGCCUAAUUCAGCAAAACAAGUAAAGGAGGAGUACAGGAUGACGAAAAACAAAAAAUGAAGUGACCCACAUUUCCUAUCGCUCCAAGAUGUAGUCAUUUUAAAACCACUGUGAUUUCAAAUCAUACUCAGUGUAUAUUCACUCUAGAAUGAAGCAAAACAGGCAAAACUUUACUGAAGCGCAAGAGGCUGGCUAAACGUUUUCCUCUUUUUUUUUAAUCGUUUGCUUUUAUCAUUUGAUUUUUAUUUUGGUCAGGUGUGCCAUGAGAAAUGAUUCCCAUCUGCUCUAGUCAAAUGUUUUUGCUUUUCCUUUUUGAAAGUUUGUUGGCUUGUUUUUAUAUUAUGUAUGUAUUUUAUUUUAAUUUUGAACGCUGUCAUUGGCAGAGUAUUUGUUUUUGCGUUUAUAAGUACACUUCCCCCUUUCCCCUUGCCACCAUCUUGGCUGUAGCACUCCAUGUAAAGUUCAUGUUUUUACAAUCCGUCAGGAAAAACAGAAGUGGUUGGGUUUGAAGCACAGCAGAGAGACACUUAUCAGGUUGUGGAAAACACUUGUAUGUCCAGUGCUGUUCUUUGUAGAUCUUUAAGUACCAUUCUAGUUUCUAUCUUAUAUGAGAACAUUGAUGCCUUGAUUUUUCUUAUUUUUUUCCUCUUUUCACCUCAUGCUUUUGCUGUUGGGACACAGAUGUGAAAAGAAAUGACUUGACUGCCUCCACAGGUGUUUUUUGCAUCCGGUUUUGGGCAUGUGGAUGACAAAUGAUGACCUUCAGGAGGACUUUUUCUUUUUAUGUUGCAUGCAUCUCUACUCUUUAGGGAAAAAAAACACUUUAGGACGUUAAGGCCUCAUCGCCAACUUUCUCUCUUUCUCUUUAUCUCCAAUAUUCUCUCUCUCUCUCUACCUUUUCUGGCAUGCGUGUUUUGGCAUGUCCAAACAUGAUGUAGCUGUCCAUCAUGAAACACAAACUCUCAAGAAGUUUCCGUUUUUUUUCUCUUCUUGCCAGCUUUUUUUGUUCGUUUCUUUACAUUUCAUGUCUCACCACCUCAAACCCUACUGUAAAACAAAAAAGUUUUUUUUUGUUUUUUGUUCAGUCUUGGCAAUAAAACUCUGAUUUCCACGUAUAAAUAAUUGUAAUACUUGGUUAAAUAAUAAAGGUAGAGGAAGGGGGACAGUGGAA
Messenger RNA from Engraulis encrasicolus (European anchovy), 3301 nucleotides. It is a transcript of the gene ppp1cc, whose product is annotated as protein phosphatase 1, catalytic subunit, gamma isozyme. The record is from RefSeq and is a predicted model, not a curated record. The coding region runs from base 206 to 1177 and encodes 323 amino acids. Gene Ontology annotation, cellular component: nucleus; cytoplasm. NCBI's taxonomy places the organism in Eukaryota, Metazoa, Chordata, Actinopteri, Clupeiformes, Engraulidae. The transcript is spliced from 7 exons. Gene Ontology annotation, molecular function: protein serine/threonine phosphatase activity.